AUGGAGCAAGAUUCUCAGCCAAAUCAAGCAGCUCAAGAUAUGGAAAUCGAACCUGAAAACAAUGCAACCCCUAGUGCUGAAAACACUGAAGAGCCACCAGCAGAAGAGGGCCAAUCAAUAAGCGGAAUGGUUAACCAAUCUCUUGUGCAAACUUUGAAAGAAAUGGGAUUUUCUACAACAGUAUGCGAAAAAUCACUAUUUUUGACAGGGAAUAAUUCUGUAGAAUCUGCUUUUGAAUGGAUUAACGAGCAUCAAAAUGAUCCUGAUUUUGAAGAAGAACUUCGAAUAGUAGGGCAGGCUCAAAAUAAGCAAAAAUUAAGCAAAGAAGAAGCCCAAAGAAAAGCAAGGGAGCUGCAAGAAGAGCUUAAGCGCAAAAGAAUACAAAAAGAAAAAGAAGAAGAGCUACAAAGAGAAAAGGACAGAAUGGUUACUUCACACGAAGUAUUUCAUAACGACUUUUUUUUUGGCCUAUAUUUUUUGGCCUAUUAUUUUAUGGCCUAUUUUUUUUUUGGCCUUUUUUUCACCUAUUUUUUUUGGCCUAUUUUUUUUUGGCCAAAAAAAUAGGCGAAAAAAAAAUAGUCGUUAUGAAAUAGUCGUCGUGUGAAGACACGGGACAGAAUACGGUCGACUAGAGAACUAGCAGAAGCAAAAAGAAAAUUCGAAGAACAAGAAAGCAAGAGGGCAACUGAACUAUAUUUAAGGGAGAAAAAGAAAACAGAAGAUGAGCUUAAAAAAAUGCAUGAACUUCUUAAAAAGGAUAAGGAAGCUAGAACUGGGAAAAAAGCAACUGAAGAUGCUGCAAGUGCAAAACCUCCACAGGAAAAAAUGGCAAGUGCUAUCAAGACUGUAAAGACAUUGUAUCCGAAUUUCAGAAAUCCAGGUGUAGCGGCACAAACUUUGAACACUUUGAAAGCAUAUAUAACAAAUAUUGUCAGCAAUCCUGAAGAGGAAAAAUUCCAGAGAAUACGAAUCGAAAAUAAAGCAUUCCAAGAUAGGAUUGCUAAAGUUAGUGGAGCUAUUGUUUUCUUGAAAGCUGCUGGGUUUGAGGAGGAAAACGGAUUUUACGUCCUUACUACUCCCUCUAUGAGCGAACCAAACUAUUGGAAAAAUCUCAACUUUUUUAGUAAGAGCCGCCCUCAGUGAGAGAUAAAAAUUUUUUUACUAAAUAUUUAUGAAAUAAUUUGAUAUAUAAGUUUAAUGAAAAAUAUAGCUAAUUCUUUUUGAAUUUUUGAGCAGCUUGCAUUUAAAACAAAAUUAAAAACAUUUUACUUCAGAUUUUUACGACUUGGAUUUUUUUUCGAAAAAUAAUUUGUAUAUAAAAUGUUUUAGCGUUCCUCAACUAACAAAAUAUUUUGUUCGCUACUGAGGAGGGGUUAAAAAUCGUAAUCUUGAAUUAUUGCAAGAAGGGAUUAGGAUGCUGGAUGAUGCGAUAGUAACAAUUUAG
This is a messenger RNA of Blepharisma stoltei, 1444 nucleotides long. The record is from the annotation of a GenBank genome assembly. Lineage: Eukaryota; Ciliophora; Heterotrichea; Heterotrichida; Blepharismidae.